Molecule: messenger RNA, 1886 nt
Organism: Hibiscus syriacus
Lineage: Eukaryota; Viridiplantae; Streptophyta; Magnoliopsida; Malvales; Malvaceae
Product: glucose-6-phosphate 1-dehydrogenase, chloroplastic-like
Biological process (GO): pentose-phosphate shunt, oxidative branch; glucose metabolic process
Cellular component (GO): chloroplast stroma
Molecular function (GO): NADP binding; glucose-6-phosphate dehydrogenase activity
Source: RefSeq, a predicted model, not a curated record
GCCACCAUUCCAAAGAUUUUUUCUUUACAUUCUUUUCUUUACUUGGUACAAAAUCCGACAAUGCACUCAAAAUGGUUGCUUUGACAUUUGUUUAAGUAUUUUUUUUUGUUCAUUGAUAUAAUUUGCAUGGCUGCACAAAUUGCACCUUGUUCUUCCCCAACUUCAUCUUCUUCCCUUGCUUUCCCUUCUGAAUUCAAGCCGAGAAAAUGUUUUUUCUCUAGGAGGUUUUCUCAAGUUUGCCCGAUAAUUCAUGCAAGAAGCAAUUUCCAGAUCAAAUCCUCCAACGGACAUCCAUUAAACGCAGUUUCUUCACAGGGUGGGCUUUUCGGAUUAGGUAUGGAUGGAAGUCCUUUGGCCAAAGCAAUCAACCCUGCAGAAGAAGACGACGAUUUUUUCAUCGACAUCUCGGAUGGAGCGGAAGCUCACUCUACUCUCAGCAUAACUGUUGUUGGAGCUUCAGGGGACCUUGCUAAGAAGAAAAUAUUUCCUGCACUAUUUGCUCUUUACUAUGAAGAUUGGCUUCCUGAGAACUUUGUAAUUUUUGGUUAUGCUCGUACUAAGCUGGCAGAUGAAGAGCUCAGGAAUAUGAUUUGUACAACUUUAACUUGUAGAAUCGAUAAGAGGGAAAAUUGUGAGGAUAAAAUGGAGCAGUUCUUAAAGAGAUGCUUUUACCAUUCGGGCGAGUAUAGUUCCGAGGAGCAUUUCGUGGAACUAGACAGAAAGCUUAAAGAGAAAGAGGCCGGAAAACGGUCGAACAGGUUAUUUUACUUGUCGAUACCUCCAAAUAUAUUCGUGAAAGCCUCUUCAGCAAAGGGGUGGACAAGGGUCAUUGUCGAAAAGCCGUUUGGCCGUGAUUCGGAAUCAUCGGCUGAGCUUACAAGAUGUUUGAAGAAGUACCUAACGGAGGAACAGAUAUUCAGGAUUGAUCAUUACUUGGGGAAGGAGCUUGUUGAGAACCUCUCAGUGCUUCGCUUCUCCAACCUUGUUUUCGAACCUUUAUGGUCAAGGAAUUAUAUCCGGAAUGUGCAAUUUAUAUUUUCCGAAGACUUUGGUACCGAAGGGCGAGGAGGUUAUUUCGAUAACUACGGGAUCAUACGGGACAUAAUGCAGAAUCAUCUCCUGCAAAUUCUGGCACUUUUUGCAAUGGAGACUCCUGUCAGCUUAGAUGCCGAGGACAUUAGGAAUGAAAAGGUAAAGGUUCUGAGAUCAAUGAAACCACUGGAACUAGAAGAUGUCAUCAUUGGUCAGUAUAAGGGUCACAACAAGGGUGGUAGAAUAUAUCCAGGUUACACCGAUGACUCGACUGUACCGAGUAACAGUAUUACACCUACAUUUGCAGCAGCAGCUUUGUUUAUCAAUAAUGCUAGAUGGGAUGGUGUCCCUUUCCUCAUGAAGGCUGGAAAAGCUCUCCAUCGGAAGCGGGCAGAGAUCAGAGUUCAGUUCAGGCACGUUCCAGGUAAUCUGUACAAGCGGAAUUUCGGAACUGAUUUGGACAAGGCUACAAAUGAGCUUGUGCUGCGUGUACAACCUGAUGAAGCCAUUUAUCUGAAGAUCAAUAACAAAGUUCCUGGUCUUGGGAUGAGAUUAGACCGCAGUGACCUUAACUUGCUUUAUCGAUCAAGAUAUCCGAGAGAAAUCCCAGAUGCAUAUGAGAGGCUGCUCUUAGAUGCAAUAGCAGGGGAGCGGAGGUUGUUCAUUAGAAGCGAUGAGCUCGAUGCUGCUUGGUCACUGUUCACGCCAUUGUUGAAGGAACUCGAAGGAAAAAGGAUUGCUCCGGAGCUGUACCCUUAUGGGAGCAGAGGACCGGUGGGAGCACAUUAUCUUGCGGCCAAGUACAACGUUAGAUGGGGUGAUCUCGGUGGUGAUGAAGACUAAUGCUCCAAAAA